CGACCGUGAAGGUUGAGAAUGUUACGUCAUUUUACCUUUAGUGAGUGAUACGAACUUAUUUAUUUUGAUUCUGCACUGGAGGGUGUUCUUCCUAAAAGAAGUUUCUGUAGUCGUGGAUGGUCUACGCCAGUGUAAAAUGUUCUACAAAUCAAACAGAGAUGACCGGCUGCUACGAGAUGCCGCCAUGUUAUUUAGUGUCGCUGUCAACCAGUGAUCGCGGUUAGCCUGCAUAAACUAGGAGGAUUUGUCUCUUUUUGCGGGACUGUGCGUUUUGUUCUUGGAUUUCCGCAUCUGAUUCCACAUCGCCACGGAUCAUCAGAAUCGGGCGCUGGUAGGCGCCGCUCAUAUCAAUGAACUAUUUAUGCCAGAAUUGGCCUUUGAAGAUGCAAGACUUGAAUCCUGUGACCUCCAACUGGGAGACACAUGGAGGGGGAUGCAAGACAAGAUGAGCGUGACAGCGUCGGCUAAGAAGAUAAGAAAAAAGCCAGACAAUAAGCCACAAUCGCAAAUAAAUAAGUGUAAUAACGAGAAGAAACGUCGGGAACUCGAGAACGAUACCAUAAACCAGCUCGAAGAGCUCCUUGUUACUUGUCUUGCUGAAGUAAAGCAGCCAGACAAGAACGGUAUAGUUCGGGAGGCUACUCUACAGAUUCAGGAAGUUCUGAGGCGGCGACAAGAUUGCCCCGACGAGUGCCCCCAGCGCAUCGCGCGGUGCCUGUCGCCUGUGCAGGCUGGUGAGGUCAGCUCCACGCAACCCCAGCCACCUCCAGUUGGCCUGCACUAUUCUGAGCUCGCCACUCUAAUAGAGGCACUUAAACACUAUACUGGUAACUUUGGAUGGAUUUUAUUGGAAAUAAAUUCAAGAGGCGAAAUUGAAUGUGUCACGGAGAACAUAAAGGAACUGGUUCGAAAAGAAAGAACUGAGUUGUACAAAACAUCGAUUUUCGACCUUCUGCAUAUUGAAGAUCAUACGAAAUUGAGGCCCUUGUUGCGGGAUAUUCAAACGUACGGUUGGGGUGCGGGAGACACAGAUAAAUAUCAAGUCAUUCAAGUCCGACUCCUGGAGAAUCCGGAUGGGACCGACGAUUCUGGGUACGUGGAAGCAGUGAUCCACGCUGCGCCGGUGCGCGGUUCGUCGGCGGAGGAGGCCGGCUCCGUCAUGUGCGUCAUCCGGCGCUGCGAGGACGUGUCGGCCGCUCUCCUUCCCGUCGACAGUGGCCCGCCAGCCAUCGCCCCCAAGCAGGCUGACCACUUUGUGUUUCGCCUAGACUGCAACUUCACUGUCCUCACUUGUGAUUUGAAUAGUGUGGAAAGUUAUAAAAACUGUCUUUUAUCUCUUGUGGGUACUCGUUAUUUGGACCUAGUCGAACCUGGUGAUCGUACACACGUAGAAGCGCAUCUUCGCGAGACAACGUGCCACCCUGCGCCGCCUGCGGUCAGUGAUCCUUUUAGAUUGCGCAUCGCGCCGGACAAACCUUGGAUACGAGUGAAUACGCGCUCUCGGCUUUUUCGUGCUAAGCCCACCUCUGGUGAGCCGGAUUUUAUAAUGUCGACGCAUUCCGUGCUGGGUGACGACGAAGGUGAUAUGCUUGAAGCGAGUGCCCCGCGCCCGCCCGUCGGCGGCCCGCUGAUGACGUCUGUCGCCAACGGAGAGUCCUCGUGUGAGCAGCGUUACAUGAGUUCGACUGAAGGGCCGUUCUCCAUCAAUGAUUUUGACUUGGAUCAAUGGUCACCACCGUUCCAACUGGGCGAAAUGUCCAGCGAAGAUUCGAAGGACCGUAAAGAAUCGAUUGAACUUCCGGUGCCGCGAGCGCCAUCGACGCCUGUCGAGGCGCCACCGCCGCCCACCCCGCCCGUCGAGGAGCCUAACCGGCUCCGUAUUCUGCUCAGCAAGAAAUCGGACAACAACAUUCUGAAGGAUCUCCUCAAGCAGGAGGAUGAGGAGGCGACGUCGAGUGAGACGUCUGCGCCGCAUACGCCUCAUACGCCCCACACGCCGCACACGCCGCAUACGCCGCACACGCCGGCUGCUGCGCUGUCUCCGCUGCAAUCCGCGCAGGGCCACGCGCGCCCGCCGCCGCAUCCGCCGCACCCACCGCACCCACCUCAUCCUCCGCACACGCAGCAUGUGUCGCACAUGCAGCAACCUCACCAUAAUAAUAUAUUGAGGACACUCAUUGGUAAAUCCGAUGAGGAAAAUGAAGAAAAUAGAAGAACUGUGGAGGGGUGCAGUACAUCACAACCUAGCGUCUUGUCUCAGUUGCUGUUAAACACUAACGGACCAUCGAAUCCAAACCGCGGUCAGGAUCAUACCGAUAACUACCUCGAACGCAUGACCAAUGCGGGCAUAAAACGCAAAUUCGAAGACCCAAAGGGGGCGCCCGGCAGUGUUAAAAGGGCUACGCCUGAAAAUCAGCAGGUGACAUCGACCGCCGUGUCCUCCAUGGCUGGACAGAUGGUGGCGUCGUCAGCACUGACAUCGACCGCUAGCAGCCCAUCGAUGAGUAACGCAGGCAUGAGCUCUUUGUGCCAGAAGAACCAAAUAUUGGUGUCGCUAUUGAAGCGACAGCAGGCAUUGCCUGUGCCCCCGCCCCCGCCCCAACCCCAAGCAAACCCUGUGAUGCGCGCGUUCGCGCCGGGGGCGCCACGUCCCGCCUUGUCACACGCGCCCCAUACACCCCACCCACAGCAUCCGCAACAUCAACAACAUCCGCAGCACCCGCAGCAUCCACAGCACUCCGCGCAACGGCACCACCAGGCUGCAAUUUCUAGUAUUCUCACUGCGCAUAGUAGAGCCAGCAACGUGAACGGCGGGCCCGGUGUGGUAUCGACAGUGGCCGGUGGCGCGGGCGGUGCGGAAUGCGCCACGGCAAGCAUGCACGGCACGCAGAGCCACUUGCAGAUGGUGCUGCAGGGCGGUGCGCGGGGCGCCUACCCGCCGCCCUCAUCGGCGACCGCCCCCGCGCCUGCGCCCCUGCACUACGCCAACACCGCGCCGCACCACGUCUACAACAAUCAGCCGCCUAGCAGUAGUACGCGUACACAAGCGGUCGGUGGUGGUGGCGAGAGCGACAACGACGCGCCGCGCGAUCAAGUGUUGUCAGAUAUUUUAGAUGAGGUGAUCGAGAACAUGCCCGACGCGGACCGGCCCGCGCCUGACGUCAAUGUACUUGACGUGGAGACGAACCGUCCGCGGCCGGAUUUUGCGGGAAUUAAAGAUGAAGACGCCAUGAUAAGUGCGAUAAGACAUAGUCUAAUGCAGAUUGAAACAGUUACUGUAAAAAAUCCCGUGUCUUCGAGUCCCGGCGCUCCUCCGGGGUAUCCUGUUCAGAGUUCAGGGAUGCAAUUGGGCGGCAGCAGUGCACCGGUGUACGGGCUAGCGGGUGGUGGUGAUGCGGCGCGCGCAAGAUCGUUAGCUGAGCAACAGCGGCAACGCCUGUUACAGAUGCAGCGUUCGCAGUCAAUGCUCGUCUCGCCAGAGGCUGCGGACCAAUCACAACAAGAUUUAGAUUCAACGAUAAAUGCCCUUGUCUCGGCGACACCUCCUAACGUAGCGCUUACGCGCACCGAUUAUCACCAUUUAUAUCACCAAAACCAAAUGGGUACAAAUUACGGUACAAACAAAAUCGUGUCGCCGCAGCAAAAUCCAAUGCUUAGUCGCCAACUAAGUGGACCGGGCGCGGGUGGGUACCCACAUGGUAGCACUACGACGCACUCUGCCGCCGCACUGCAUACGCCAUUGACACCGCAGCCCUACCACCGACCGCCGAGACCACAGCUAGUGGGCGGCUACUACGAGGACGGAGGGAGCGCGGGCGCGGGCUACUGCAGCGAGUACGGGCGUCGGCCGCAGGCGCCGCACGCGCAUCCGCACCCGCACACACACGCGCACGCGCACCCGCACGCGCCGCAGCCCCCGGCGCCGCACCCCGCGCAGCACGACCAACCCAUGCCGUGUGCAGGUAACGACGGUGGCUUGGGUGGUGUAGUGGGCGGCGGCCGGUCGGAGAACGUGCGCAAUGAGUUGCGCGCGCACCUGGGCGCUCGCCUUAGGCCCGACAUGCACGCGCAGAUGCAGCCCGACCUCGAACCACUCAUCUCCUUCGACAUGCCCGCACCAGGUGGCGGCAGUGUGGUGGGGGGCCGAGCGUCCUCGGCGGCCGCUAACUCGUGGGAGUCGCAUCAGAGCACCCCGAAUACUACGGAGGCGGUCUCGGCGGAGGCGGCGUCAGCGGUGGACGGUGAUGAGACGCGGGGGGCGCGGGGGCCGGGCGCACCUCGCACGGUCGCGGCUGGCCAGGCGCCCAGUCCGGCUGGCGAGACCCCUACCACACCGGCGGCGGCCGCUAAGGCCUCGCUCCUGCAAAAACUCCUCUCGCAGUGAUUCAGCAAUUCGUUCUCGCUACUCAAUCUUGCAUUUAUUAUGUUCGACCGGACGAUCCCCUACGAUACCUAGAUUCCAUCGUAACGAACCUCAUCGUUCCGAAUUACGGUCUAACUUUACGUGGUACCUCUGCGGCUGUAAAAUUUCACGUCAGUGAGUAUAAUUUUUAGUACACGUAUUUAUAGAUCGUCUUAAUGAUACGUCGAUAUGUAGUCUGUAGUGUGGCCAUAUUACACGACCCGUGUCCGUGCCGAAGUAUAUCGCAAAACGCGUCGACAGAGCGCACGUAUCUGCCUCGGAAGUUCGCUGGCCAUGCUAUAGUAGUGCUAGUGAUAUUCUCGAGUUGUAUAAAUCGUUUCGUUGAUGAUAAUUAGAUACGGUUUUAUGUUAUUUGAGAACGAUUUCUAAGAAUGAUCUUUUUCUGUUUUAUAGUCUAUAAGCGAAAUAAUUUGGUCCGAAACGAAAUACGACGGUAGCUUCCUUCAAGGAAACAAUAACGUGAUGUACAAUAUAAUUGACUCAUGCGCCUAGUAUACCUAACACAAUGUACAAUAGAAUUAUACCGCGUGCAAUAUUGUAUAGAAAUAAUCACAUAUUUUGGCGUUGUGAACGUUAUGUAUUAUAGUAUGCAAGUCAGAUGUUACCUGUUAUGACAAAGUAAAUUGUAUUAUAGAAUAUGGUGAGGUCAGACGUUGAAUGAACCAGUUUCUCAUUAGGGAACAUUAUGUUUACGUGUGUACAUAUGUGUUGUUAAAUUAUACCUGUUGCUUUAUUGUAAAUAUUUUGUUGCAAAAUUUCCUUUGUGUUUCGUAUAAAAUAUAGUUUGGUAAUUUUUAAAUGCAUUAUGAUAUUGCUUAAACCAUUGCAAAACUUAGCUUAUGUUUUUACGAUGUUAUCCUUAUUUUUUUAUUUGCUAACGAGCUGUAUUUUUAUUCUUUGAUUCUUUGAUGAACGUCAGAAUUUAAAGGAAAGUUAAUCAAACCAAAUAUUUGUGAAAACAAUAAAUAUUAUACCUAUACAA
Messenger RNA from Hyposmocoma kahamanoa, 5405 nucleotides. RefSeq names its product nuclear receptor coactivator 2-like (gene tai). Gene Ontology annotation, biological process: cellular response to hormone stimulus; positive regulation of transcription by RNA polymerase II. Gene Ontology annotation, molecular function: nuclear receptor binding; protein dimerization activity. Gene Ontology annotation, cellular component: nucleus. The record is from RefSeq and is a predicted model, not a curated record. NCBI's taxonomy places the organism in Eukaryota, Metazoa, Arthropoda, Insecta, Lepidoptera, Cosmopterigidae. Bases 362 to 4384 code for a protein of 1340 amino acids. The transcript is spliced from 20 exons.